GUAGCCGGAUUAUGAGCACCGUUCUCCGGUCAGCCUUCCAGCUGUGAUUCCCUCUUGAUCCUCUCGGCGUGUCUCGCAGCAGGGCCCUGUCUCCGCUAAUCAAAGAUGGAGCUCCGGACGAUCCUUCCCGCUCUCCUGCUCCUCUCUGCCGUCGUCCUGCAGUCGGUGUCCGGCGCGGUUUCACGGACAGGACCGAAAGUCACAGAGAAGGUGUUUUUUGACAUCACGGUGGGGGGUCACGAGGUGGGACGGAUUGUCAUUGGUCUGUUUGGAGAGGUCGUCCCUCUAACUGUGAAUAACUUUGUCGCACUGGCAGCUGGAGAGAAAGGUUAUGGGUACAAAGGGACGAAGUUUCACAGAGUCAUCAAGGAUUUCAUGAUCCAGGGAGGAGACUUCACAGUUGGAGAUGGGAGCGGAGGUCACAGCAUCUAUGGAACCACCUUUGCAGAUGAGAACUUCAAACUGAAGCACCUCGGAGCAGGCUGGGUGAGCAUGGCAAAUGCCGGUCCGGACACUAAUGGGUCCCAGUUCUUCAUCCUGGCUUCCAAAGCACCGUGGCUGGAUGGGAAACACGUGGUUUUUGGCAAAGUCCUGGAUGGGAUGUCUGUGGUUCACACCAUUGAGCUUCAGGACACCAACGACAGGAACCUGCCGUACACCGAGUGUGUGAUCAUCAACAGCGGCAGGAUCCCCGUUAAAGAGCCCUUCAUAGUGGAGGUGGAGGGCUGGUAAAGGCCAGUGGUGUGAGGCUGUACGAGAAAUACAGUAAAAAUUACUAUACACUAGUGAUUAAUCAUUAGUCCCACUGAAAGUGUGCCAAAUUUUUUCUUCAUUCCUUUAGUGUGUUAACAUGCUAAUGCUAGGGUGCUAGCAUGUUGGACUGAGUAUUUAUUGUAUUUUUUAGUGCACUUAUUGCUUAAGAAAUAUUAUAACUCAGCCAAGCAAGCCAAUAUGACACUAAUUGGGAACAUGGUAAUUCAUUAACAUACUCCACUGGCUAAUGCUAAAAAUUGAAAACUAGCAUGUUAGCCCCCAGCAUUUUUCAGCGUUCAUAUUAACAUGCCAGUUAUGGGCUUCCUAAAUGCUUCCAUGCUAGCAAACAGCAAUUGCCGGUUAACUAGCUAAAGCAAACUGACUUCUGAUUGAUUUCUACUGUAUGCAGAUGUAAUAUGUCAGAAAUUCUAUUAAGUUAUUAAUACAGUAGCUAACAGGUAUCAACUUUCUGAGCACAGAGGAAAACUGUUCAAAAGUGGGUGUUAAACCUGCAGUGCUGAUAUAGAGGUUCAUACACAUUUAGUUUGUCAUUCUUUGACCAUCAGAUGGAAACUUUACCUUUCCAGGAUGAUCCAGUUCAGAAUUGUGCAGGGAAACAGAAAAACAUAUCAAAACCUUAAAAUACAGUCUUUAACAGAGGAGUGGUGGCAAUGUGUGAGUCUGUGUGUUCAGUAUUUAUCAGGUUCACUGUGGUAUAUGCUAAUGGUAUUAUAAUACGUUAGUAUACUUUCAUACUUUUAGUGGGUGUGCCAGUUAGUAUCAUCCCCCAAACUUUUAUCAAAAUAAAUGGUGAACACACUGUAUGACCUGCAUUUCAGAAACACUUGUGUAGCUCUUGUUGCCAAAUAUUUAUUCUUUGCCAAAUUUCCUUGCAGUUCCUAUGCAUCUAUUUCAUAAAUAUCAGAAAUCUGUUAACAUGCAUAUGCAAAAACUCUGUAGCACAUGUCAAGUGCCAUUCUAACACUUUGAUGUUUAUGAUGAUUUUUAACACUGCAUCAGUGUAAACAAAGAGUUUGCAGUGUGCUUGGGAAUAUGUUAAUAUCAUGUUUGCAAAAACUACAGCACAAAUUACACAGGAUGAAACUGUUCAGAAAUUGUGGAAAUUAGUAAUGUACAGAUGCUUUUCAAUGAAGGUGAACUAUCACAGUUCUUUGUAAUGACGCCAAAACUGUCAUGGUACCAUACUGUAGAAGAUACUCCGUAUGCCACUGCAGCUAAUACAACAUUUAAAACCUCUUAAACAUAUCAGUUUAUUUUCUUUACUUUCAGCAACAAUAAAGGAAAGUGCCAAUGGGUGUGUUUUCUACA
Messenger RNA from Archocentrus centrarchus (flier cichlid), 2082 nucleotides. RefSeq names its product peptidylprolyl isomerase C (gene ppic). The record is from RefSeq and is a predicted model, not a curated record. Gene Ontology annotation, cellular component: cytoplasm; intracellular membrane-bounded organelle. Gene Ontology annotation, molecular function: cyclosporin A binding; peptidyl-prolyl cis-trans isomerase activity. The coding region runs from base 106 to 732 and encodes 208 amino acids. Gene Ontology annotation, biological process: protein peptidyl-prolyl isomerization; protein folding. The transcript has 6 exons. Lineage: Eukaryota; Metazoa; Chordata; Actinopteri; Cichliformes; Cichlidae.